Molecule: messenger RNA, 1776 nt
Organism: Naegleria lovaniensis
Lineage: Eukaryota; Heterolobosea; Eutetramitea; Acrasida; Naegleriidae
Exons: 1
Coding region: 1-1776 (591 amino acids)
Molecular function (GO): guanyl-nucleotide exchange factor activity
Source: RefSeq, a predicted model, not a curated record
AUGUCCUUCUUAUUAUGCUGCUUUAAUGGUGGCGGCAGCAGUGAAGGAAGAAGAAACAACAAUACUAAGGCACCAUCUUCCUCCUACCUCAAGCAGAGUAAAGCCCUUGGUGAUGAUAAGGACAGGCCCUUAUUGCAGCAUGAACACCUUCCUUCCUCAACGGAACAAGUUGGAAGUAACAGGACUACACCACUCCCUCCGUCAUCUUCACCCACUUCAGCAACCAUGGUUGCUGUGCAUUCAACAAGACAAGUUUUAGUACGAGAGGAUGAAACCAACCAAGAAGAAGCCAAUCAAUGGAAUGUUGCAACAAAUCAAAACCUGUACUCGAGUGCCACGGAAAGUAAUUUUCUGGAUGAUGAAGUCUAUCAUAAUCGUCCAUCAUACACGAACGAGGAGAAGGAAAGCAUGGUAGAUCAAUAUUACAGCAGCACGAGCGAGUUUAAGAUUCCCAUGCAUUCAUCAUCGUACGAAGAAGAGGAAUACUUUGAUGAUGAUGAGCAUCAUUUAAUGAUCGAUCAUCAACAUGAUCCAUCUACUGGUGUUCAUCCACCACCUCCUCAAACGAAUAAGAAUUUUCAUUGGACCUCUCAAUAUCAUCAAAGUGAAGAAGAUGAAGAUCUUGGAACGGAAAGUGCAAGUCCACCCGAAGAGACGUUUGAUGAGAGUGAAUACAUCGAUGACGAUGAUGAAAUAUUCCAACAAUAUUAUGUAUCUGUGGUAGACAACAUAGACAUGACCAUUGUUGAGUUAGAAUGUAGAAAUAACAGAGAACGAGACAAUAAGAGAAUGAGAAUUAUUAAGGAGCUCAAAAAGACUGAAUGCAAUUAUUUAAAAACAUUGGAAACUCUUCAAACCUAUUAUUUAGAUCCUUUGAAAGAUGGUAAGAAUAAUAUUGUCUCCAAGGACUUCUUUCAAAAGACUGUCGGAGAGUUGAGUGUAAUAUAUGGAAUUAACCAAUUGUUUUUCCAAAAGUUAUCGGAGCUGAUCGACAUUCCAGAGGAAGAUGAAGAUGAAAAAGCAAUGUAUGAGUAUAUUAUCACUAAAUCUUAUGAUAUGGAAGUUAAGUUGGCGAAUGAAAUUGUUUUAUUUAGCCAGGCCUUAAAACUUUAUACCGGUUUCAUUACCAAAUACAAGAAUUCUUUGGAUCAAUUGAACUCGGAGCUUGAAAGAAAUAAGAGAUUGCAACGGUUUAUUAAGCAAGCAUUUAAAUCGAUUCAACUUGCAGGUAUGAAUCCAGCACCACCGAGCUCCUAUUUGAUCGCACCUAUUCAACGAAUACCAAGGUAUCAACUCUUACUGAGUGAAUUGACAAAAAACUCAGCUCACUAUCCAGAACUGCAUGAAAAAUAUCUUCAAGCUACAGAGUCCAUUACCAAGGUGGCAGAAUAUUGCAACGAAAAAGAGAGAGAAGUCCAAAAUUUGGCACGAAGUUUCUCCAUCUCUCGAAAAAUCAGAAGUCGAAGUAUCAUUCAACCCUCGAGAAAAUACAUGGAUGAGUGCUCGUUUGAUUUUAAAAAGAAAUCUCGAAAGGGAAGCUUGACCGCCUAUUUAUUUUCUGACGUUUUAGUUCUCACUGAAAAGAGUAUGAUGCAACAAAAAACAAAGAAACUCAUCUUUAGUAAGGAAAUGCCAAUCUCUUUGGAAGAGGUUGGAGAACAUGGAGUUGCAAUUUGUCAAGGGAAUAACAAGUAUUGGACAUUGAUCAUUGAUCCUACAAGUUCAAAGCAACGACAAUUUAUUUCUCUUCUUAAACAACGAUGUAAAGAGCAGUAG